Messenger RNA from Abrus precatorius (Indian licorice), 2566 nucleotides. Its product is annotated as glutamate--glyoxylate aminotransferase 2. The record is from RefSeq and is a predicted model, not a curated record. Gene Ontology annotation, biological process: biosynthetic process; photorespiration. The transcript has 13 exons. Gene Ontology annotation, molecular function: glycine:2-oxoglutarate transaminase activity; pyridoxal phosphate binding; L-alanine:glyoxylate transaminase activity. The coding region runs from base 707 to 2152 and encodes 481 amino acids. NCBI's taxonomy places the organism in Eukaryota, Viridiplantae, Streptophyta, Magnoliopsida, Fabales, Fabaceae.
GUGUCAACUGGGUUUGUGUUACUACGAGGAUUCUUAUCCCCCCCCCCCCCCCCUCUUUUUUUCCUUUUUUUUUUGUUUUGUGACCGACCUUUUUGGUCGCAAGCUUGAAGGGUUUUUCUUUUUUGGUCGACAAUCUGAAAUGGAUUGGGAAUUUUCUUUGUUGUGCCAUGUGUCGUUGUUCGCUGGCCUUUGUAGUUUAUUUUUCAUCGCGUCAUAACAAUUUUUUUACUUGGAAGGGGCACAGAUUCGGGAGUGAACACGCUUUUGCUUUAUAUUUGUUCUAGUUUAAUUUUUUAUGUCAAUUAUCUUGAAAACUUGCUGAUGGUGCAUUUGUUCGACGUAUGGUAUAUGCUUUGUUCCUUUAUGCAGUACAAUUCUACUGCAUGGAUAUUUGAUAAAGUUAUCAUUAAUAUAGAGAAGUAUCGUUAUGGGGCUAUGUCUAGCAUGCUGCAUGUCAAUCUUUACUUCAGUUGAUAGCUUGAAUUCUGUUAUUAAAGAAUCAGUAAAAUUGCAGUAUCCCUGUGUUCCUAAACCAAAACAUUUCACAUGUAGUUCAAUACGGUAGUUUUAUGGUGCUUUGUUUCUCAAGUCAUGACUUUUCUUUUCUCUCUUUGAAUUGUUAUUCUGGUUGGCAACUGGUUUUAUUUGUCGGUAGUUUUGGCUUUUUCUUAUUCAGUGACAUCUUGAAGAAAUCUUCUGCUUCACCAUGCCGCCGAAGCCCUUAGAUUAUGAGUCAAUUAAUGAAAACGUGAAGAAGAGUCAAUAUGCUGUCAGAGGUGAACUAUACCUUCGAGCUUCUGAGCUUCAGAAAGAGGGCAAAAAGAUUAUAUUUACUAAUGUUGGCAACCCACAUGCGUUGGGACAGAAACCACUGAGCUUCCCUCGCCAGGUUGUUGCUUUGUGCCAAGCUCCAUUUCUCCUAGAUGAUCCUAAUGUUGGACUGCUGUUUCCCGCUGAUGCAAUUGCAAGAGCUAAGCACUAUCUCACAUUGACCUCGGGUGGUUUAGGUGCUUAUAGUGAUUCUCGAGGCAUUCCAGGAGUGAGGAAGGAAGUGGCAGAGUUCAUACACAGACGUGAUGGUUAUCCAAGUGAUCCAGAGCUCAUAUAUCUAACUGAUGGUGCCAGCAAAGGUGUGAUGCAGAUAUUAAAUACUAUCAUCAGAGGUCAAGAUGAUGGGAUUUUGGUACCAGUCCCACAAUACCCACUCUACUCAGCAACAAUUGCUCUGCUUGGUGGUUCUCUUGUUCCAUACUACCUUGAAGAGACAGCAAAUUGGGGGCUUGAUAUUAAUGAACUUCGUAAAUCAGUUGCACAGGCUCACUAUAAAGGAAUAACUGUUAAAGCAAUGGUGAUUAUAAAUCCAGGAAAUCCUACAGGUCAAUGCCUCAGUGAAUCUAAUCUGAGGGAGAUUUUGCAAUUUUGUUAUGAAGAAAAUUUGGCUUUGCUUGGAGAUGAGGUUUAUCAGCAGAAUAUAUAUCAAGAUGAACGACCCUUCAUUAGUGCUAAAAAGGUUUUGAUGGACUUGGGGCCACCUCUAAGCAAGGAAGUCCAACUUAUUUCUUUUCACACAGUGUCAAAAGGUUACUUUGGUGAAUGUGGACAGAGGGGUGGAUAUUUUGAAAUGACCAACAUUCCUCCAGAGACAGUUGAUGAGAUAUAUAAAGUUGCAUCAAUAUCACUUAGUCCAAAUGUUCCAGCACAAAUAUUUAUGGGAACUAUGGUCAAUCCACCCAAACCUGGAGAUAUUUCUUAUGAUCAAUUUGUUAGGGAGAGCAAAGGAAUACUUGAGUCACUGAGAAGAAGAGCAAGGAUAAUGACUGAUGGAUUCAACAGUUGCAGAAAUGUUGUUUGCAAUUUUACAGAAGGUGCCAUGUAUUCUUUCCCUCAUAUACGAUUGCCACCAAGGGCUAUAGAGGCUGCUAAACAGGCUGGAAAGGCUCCAGAUGUUUUAUACUGUCUCAAGCUUUUGGAAGCCACUGGCAUAUCCACUGUUCCUGGUUCAGGAUUUGGACAGAAAGAAGGGGUCUUCCAUUUGAGGACAACUAUUUUACCAGCUGAGGAAGACAUGCCAGCUAUUAUGGCUAGUUUCAAAAAGUUCAAUGAUGAGUUCAUGGAGCAAUACGAAGACAAUAGAGGUUAUUCAAGGUUGUAAAAGAAAUCACCAUAAAAGUGGCAUUAUACUCAUGCACUUUUGUAAGCCGUUUAAUCCGUCCCUUAAAAACAUAACCUCCGUUCUACGGGGUUUCUAUUUGUCUUCCAUUGGAGAUAAUUCUUAAACCGUACAUUUUCUUCUAUAUCAUCUCUGAACUUGCAAUCUUUCAUGUAUAUUUCAUCUCUCUGGCACCUUUAUUAUGUUGUGCAUGGCAAUUAAUUGUCUUGAAUAUGAUAGUUCUCUCUCUGUCCCGUGUUUACAAGUCCUAAUUCUAAGAGAGGUUUCAACAUAGAUCUUUAUGGUCUAAAAUUGAUACAUUGUUAUUCACUUUUCAGAAGGGGAUAAUUGAUAAACCUUACCCUUGGAAUGCAUUUCCUCUAAUUAUUGUUAAUUUAUUAAUGAUUUAAAAAAAAA